This is a messenger RNA of Selaginella moellendorffii, 915 nucleotides long. RefSeq lists its product as uncharacterized. The transcript has a single exon. The coding region runs from base 1 to 915 and encodes 304 amino acids. Lineage: Eukaryota; Viridiplantae; Streptophyta; Lycopodiopsida; Selaginellales; Selaginellaceae. The record is from RefSeq and is a predicted model, not a curated record.
AUGCGUUCCAAAGUUCCCAGAGAAGGCCCGGCCUGGGUGGACGAGUUCCUGUCCGGCGACUACUUCACCAGCUGCAACUUCCACACCGGCGGCAAGAACGAGCGCAACCAGUUCUGCACCGAAUGCUCCGGUAGCGGCCCCCUCUGCCAGUUCGGCCUCCUCACCUCGCACUCGGGCCACCGGACUCUCCAAGUCCGCAAGGCCUCACACAUGGACUCCAUCCGGGUCGUGGACAUCCAGCAGUGCCUCGAGGUCUCGGACAUCCAGACGUACUCCAUCAACAGCGCCAAGAUCGUCUUCCUGCUCAGCCGUCCACAGCCCCGUCCCAGCAAAGGAGCUCUGCACGCCUGCCUGUGCUGCAACCGGGCUCUCUCGGACGACGUCAAGUUCUGCUCGCUUGCAUGUAAGCUGGACGUGCUGAGGGAGCAGCCGGAGGACAGAUCCAUCACGUUUGCAUUGCCGGCCGAUGGGGAGGGCGCUGGAGGUGGCGCUGGAGGUGAAAAGGAGCAGCGGCAGCAGCAGCUCGAGGAAGUGGAGCAGAAGUUCUCGUCAGCUGAAAUGGUUUCCACCAGCGAGCAGCAGCACAAUCUGCAACAACAGGAACAACACCAACAACAAUGGCAGCAAAACGGUGAGCUCGGGAUCCAGCAAAAACCAGCGAAGAGGAAGAGGCUGUCCAAGAGGAAGAAAUGGACAGAGAAGAAGGGGAUCAGGAAGAAGCAGCCUACCAAGUUGCUGCUUCCAAAGAUCCGCAAUCGACUGCUGCUCGAGGAGGAGAAUGGAUCCGGCUGCUUCAAAAGGAAGAACAGUGAGGCAUUCCAGGAUUCGCCCACCACACCUGAAAAGUUCGAGUCAAUUUCCACUGCGAAAGCUCGAUGCAGAAAAGGCGUACCUCGUAGAGCACCGAUGGGGUAG